Messenger RNA from Penicillium samsonianum, 522 nucleotides. RefSeq lists its product as uncharacterized. The transcript has a single exon. Bases 1 to 522 code for a protein of 173 amino acids. The record is from RefSeq and is a predicted model, not a curated record. Lineage: Eukaryota; Fungi; Ascomycota; Eurotiomycetes; Eurotiales; Aspergillaceae.
AUGGCCCGCAAACUAGCCCUGCUCUUCAUAUUAAUGCACUCAAUCCAAAUCCUCGCACUUCCUACUCCCUACGAAAACUCAAUCGCAUUCAAAUCCCUUGCGUCAGCCAACACGCACAAUAGGCGAUACUACUUCCCAGAAACCCUACCCGAUCAAGAUGAGCUCGCAGCCAUGUUGAAAGAGACAGCCAUGCGCGAAGCAGGCUUCGUGCCCUCGUCAAACCCGUCACCGGAGCCGGAAUCAAAGCAGCAUAAAAUGGAGACGGAGCUUCAAAAAUCACUUCCGGAUCCGCAUUCAGCGAUCGGCACGGAUGCGCCGGCACAACCGCUUAGGUACACAUACCAGAACACAAAGCUGAGGCAGUCCCAGUCCCACGCCCAGUCCCGUCUGAAAGAUUCUGUCGUGGCCGCAUUAGGAUCGGACAUCCACCCGAUUUACUGGCCUUCGUUUGGAUUUUUCGUUGUCUCGGCUGCGAUCGUGUGUUUCUUUACCGUAAUGCGGGGGAUCCGAGCUAAGAAGUGA